Saccoglossus kowalevskii is the source of this 2148-nucleotide messenger RNA. RefSeq names its product nucleostemin-like protein. Gene Ontology annotation, molecular function: GTP binding. Gene Ontology annotation, cellular component: nucleolus. NCBI's taxonomy places the organism in Eukaryota, Metazoa, Hemichordata, Enteropneusta, Harrimaniidae. The record is from RefSeq and is marked provisional.
CGCUAGCAACGAUUCCAAGAUGGUGCGGAAGGGACGUCCUCGUAAAAUGAAAAGCAAGCGAAUGUCUUGCCGUCUAAAGUUCAAGAUUGAGAAAAAGGUGAAGGAACAUCACCGACAAGUGAGAAAAGCUGACAAGAAAAAGAUAAAUAUGAGACCUAGAAGAAAGAAGGAUCCGGGGGUUCCAAAUAUGGCACCAUUUAAAGAGCAAGUCUUGAGAGAAGCUGAAGAACGGAAAAUUAGAGCUGAAGAGCAGAAAAAACGCCAGAAAGAACAAAGACAGCAGCUUGCGAAUAAAAAGAGAAAUUUGGAAAGUUUUGCGAAAGAUGCAGUUAGAAGACAAAAAGAAUUUGAGAAUAAAGAGGCUCUCAUGAAGGAAAUUUCCUCAAAGACGUAUGAUGCUGGUAGUGGUGUUGAGAGUUCACGAAAAGCUUAUUACAAGGAGUUUAGGAAAGUUGUAGAUGCUUCUGAUGUUAUACUGGAAGUUUUAGAUGCCCGAGAUCCAUUAGGAUGCAGAUGUCCACAAGUGGAACAAGCCGUUCUUGCAUCGGGAACUAACAAAAAAAUUGUACUGGUUUUAAAUAAGAUUGAUCUUAUUCCAAAAGAAUUGAUUGAGAAAUGGUUGAAACAUCUCAGAAAUGAGUUUCCAACUGUUGCAUUCAAAGCUUCAACACAAACACAAAAACAGAAUCUGUCACGGAGUAAAGUUCAGUUAUCACAAGCAACUAAAGAACUAGUUGAAUCGAGUGCAUGCCUGGGAUCGGAUUCCCUGAUGAAAUUACUAGCUAAUUAUUGUAGAAGUGCUGAUAUUAAAACAUCCAUCACAGUUGGUGUUGUUGGUUUUCCCAAUGUUGGGAAAAGUAGUCUAAUUAAUAGUCUUAAAAGAGCCAAGAGCUGUGUUGUUGGAGCAACUCCUGGUGUUACCAAAUCAAUGCAACAAGUACAGUUGGAUAAACAUGUAAAGUUGUUAGAUUGUCCAGGUAUUGUCAUGGCAACAGGAGCUUCAGAUGUUGCUAUGGUAUUAAGAAAUUGUGUAAAAAUUGAGACGCUGGCCGACCCAGUAUCACCAGUUGCAGCUAUUUUGAAACGGUGCAAUAAACAACAGUUGAUGCUUUAUUACUCUGUCCCUAACUUCAAUAACGUCAAUGAGUUUUUAGCACUACUAGCACGAAAACAGGGUAAACUGAAAAAAGGUGGUGUACCUGCCAUUGAAAAGGCAGCCAAGACUGUUUUGACCAACUGGAAUAGUGGUAAAAUCACCUACUAUACACAUCCUCCUGAACAACACAAACUACCAACUCACAUUAGUGCUGAUAUUGUGGGAGAAAUGAGCAAAGCAUUUGAUAUCGGCUCACUAGAAAAUGAUGAGAAGAUGAUGUUUGAAGGAUUGCAAGGACCUUCAGAAAGUGGCGUUAUAUUGUUUGAAUCGACGGGGCCAACAGAAGGCGAUGUAAAAGAUGUAGAAUUUGAAAGUGUUGAUGAAGAUGAGGAUGAAGAAGAGAAUGAGGAUGAUGACAGUGAUGCAAUUGAAAUUGAUGAAAGUGAUGCAGAUGAAAACAAAGAGCUGGCGGAUAUUACUAUUGAAGUACCAGGUAAAAAAGUAGGAACAAAACAACCGCUGCAGAAAUCUUCCAAAAAAGAAAUUGCACAUGACAAAAUUGAAGGGAAUUUACAAGUCGGGAAACAAAUGAGAAAAGAAUUUAAGAAAAUGAAAAAACAGAGACGGAGAUCAGAUGCAUUGGCAACGAAAUUAUCCGAUAAUUUAACAGCAGCUAUGGACUUUUCCCUUAGUGCUGACCAUGAUGAUGAAGAUGCAUACGACUUCAGCAAAGACUACAAAUAAUAUGAUUACAUUUCUUGAUUUUCUGAUAUUUAAAUGUAUCAAUUUUAAGGCUAACAUUCAAAUACAUUUUAAUUUCAAAGCAACUUUUAGACAAUGUUUGUUUUAAAGUUCAACUGACUUCUGUAUGUGUUAAGUGCUUGCAGGACUGAAGCGAUAGCAGAGCCACCCAAUGUCAUUUUUCAAACCUACACCUCCAGAAACUUGACCAGUUUCUAAAACUGUUAUGAAACAGAUAUACUGCAAUGUGUUGGUAUCUGCUGUGUUAGAAAGCUUGAGGGUAUAAUAAAAUUAUCCUGUGUGAUACAGUG